AUGCCUGCUCCCAGAGUUGGUGUGGCACUGGCGAUGCUCUCCUGGACAUGCUGGACUGCAGCACAUCUUUUCGGGUGGUUUGGCUCGGGCUGGUUUCCAGUGCGUCAUCCAGGUAGGCCGCCGCGGGAAAAUGUGCGACGACUGUCCUGCAACAUUCAAAGGCCGCUGCAGACACUGGAGUUCAGAGAAGUUGGCUCCAAAUCUGAAGCAUUGGGAUCAGAUAUUCGGUUGCCUCAUUGUGGCGUGAAUUCAGAGAGACAGCUAGAUUCGCGAACGGUUUUGGGACCAGUUGCGGCAGUUUCAGCAGGCGGUCGUCACACCUGCGCAGUGAGAUCCGAUGGUCAGUUGCUCUGCUUUGGAAGGAAUGAACACGGACAAUGCCAUGUGCCAACAGAUUUGGGGCCAGUUGUGGCAGUUGCAGCAGGCGCUUAUCACACCUGCGAAGUGAGAUCAGAUGGUCAGUUGGUCUGCUUUGGGCGGAACGAACACGGACAAUGCGAUGUGCCAACAGAUUUGGGGCCAGUUGUGGCAGUUGCAGCAGGCGCUUAUCACACCUGCGCAGUGAGAUCUGACGGCCAGUUGGUCUGCUUUGGAUGUAACGACGACGGACAAUGUGAUGUGCCAACGGAUUUCGGGCCAGUUGUGGCAGUUGCAGCGGGCUCUUUUCACACUUGCGCAGUGAGAUCAGAUGGUCAGUUGGUCUGCUUUGGAUUGAAUGUACACGGACAAUGCGAUGUGCCAACGGAUUCCGGGCCAGCUGUGGCAGUUGCAGCAAGGGGUUGUCACACUUGCGCAGUGAGAUCAGAUGGUCAGUUGGUCUGCUUUGGAUGGAACGACGACGGACAAUGUGGUGUGCCAACAGAUUUCGGGCCACCAGUUGUGGCAGUUGCAGCGGGCUGUUUUCACACUUGCGCAGUGAGAUCAGAUGGUCAGUUGGUCUGCUUUGGAUUGAACAUACACGGACAAUGUGAUGUGCCAACGGAUUUCGGGCCAGUUGUGGCAGUUGCAGCAGGCGGUUGUCACACCUGCGCCGUGAGAUCAGAUGGUCAGUUGGUCUGCUUUGGAAUGAACGAACACGGACAAUGUGAAGUGCCGUUGGAACUAGGAACAUCUUUGUCGUAG
Messenger RNA from Symbiodinium pilosum, 1122 nucleotides. Lineage: Eukaryota; Dinophyceae; Suessiales; Symbiodiniaceae. The record is from the annotation of a GenBank genome assembly.